Mytilus trossulus (common blue mussel) is the source of this 1491-nucleotide messenger RNA. RefSeq lists its product as uncharacterized. The coding region runs from base 255 to 1430 and encodes 391 amino acids. The record is from RefSeq and is a predicted model, not a curated record. NCBI's taxonomy places the organism in Eukaryota, Metazoa, Mollusca, Bivalvia, Mytilida, Mytilidae. The transcript is spliced from 4 exons.
UAAUAGAAAGGUCCAAAUAAACUUGUCAAAUGUUGUGUAUUAAUUAAUGAAUAUAAUUUCAUGCGGUCAUUAAUUAAUAAACAAAUUGCAAGGACUGAAGGGUUCAUAUGUAAUUAAAAUGUACAUUUUAAUGUUGUCACGUUUUUGAUGUCAUCACCAAAGUUAGGACAUAACGUUUUAUUUCAAUUUCUUGUGGAUUUUAGCAUCUUUUGACCAAACAGUUUGAACGGGAAAGAGAGCAUAGAACAGUUGGAAUGUUUUUUGUUUUCUUCACCUUUAUCUGUGUUGUCAGUGUGUUUGCUUUGGUACCAAUUCCACUGGAACCCCAAACACCAUGUUUUACACAUUUUGGAGAGUGUCUUAGAUAUUGUCCAGGGGAGAGAAUUCCAGACUUAGAGGGCAUAGAGAGCUCCUGUAUUACAAACACAGCAGGUUACCAGUUCUGUAAAUUUUAUCAUUGUCCGCCAGCAAAAUGUAGAGGAAAAAAGAAGGAUUUGUACGGGAAAUGUUAUUACUGCCCGGGUAGCUGUAUCGAUGGUGGUAAGAAACAUCAUAAUGGAGAAGCUUUUCUCAGUUUUGAUUUGGUUAAUAAUUGUUUUUGUGGACAGGAUAACUCCGCACACUGCACUAAACAUCCAGUUGACCAGUAUGCCUACUGUAAUCACGCGAGACCUGGUAGUGAUGGCGACAAUACAAUUGUAGUGGUAGCAAAUCCCCGACCACCACCACCUGCUAAAGUCGUUGCUAUUAUAGCUCCACCACAACAGCAACAGGCCCCCGCGGUAGUUGCUGUUGUACCAGCACCUACGCAACCACCGCCUCCAAGACAAAUAGCUUUUGUACCAGAACCCACGCAACCUCCGCCUCCAAGACAAAUGGCAUAUGUACCGCCUCCCACCCGACCAGCAACUCCACCUCAAAUGGCAUACGUACCAGCACCCACCCGACCAGCAACUCCUCCACAAACGGCAUACGUACCGGCACCAACAAGACCACCAACACCGCAACAAAUGGCAUAUGUACCACCUCCCACCCGGCCACCAACUCCACCUCAAAUGGCAUACGUACCGGCACCAACCAGACUACCAACUCCACCACAAAUGGCAUAUGUACCACCUCCAACACAGCAAUACGUUCCUCCUGGUGUUGCCAUAGUACCAGUGCCUAAAAAUCAGGAAUCGACAGCUUAUAUUCAGCAACCUCCACCAUCUCCACAACAUCAACACCAAGAAAUGGUGGCACACCCUAAUUUCUCAGCAAAAAGUCCAAAAUCUAAUUUGCAGCAACGUUCCAACAACAAUCCAAACUUGUACAGACAUAAUCAGUAUUACAAAGGUUUUCAUAAUCCAUAUGUUCAAAGUUAUCAUGGCAGUCCUUAUUUUGGACAACAGAUGUGGGGAUUCAAUCGUCAUGCAAAUUUCGAUGCGUAGCUGUCAGUCUUUCUUACAUAUGCAAUAACUGAUUUCUCCUACCAUCAAACAACUUGAACUU